Messenger RNA from Eruca vesicaria subsp. sativa (arugula), 479 nucleotides. The record is from the annotation of a GenBank genome assembly. NCBI's taxonomy places the organism in Eukaryota, Viridiplantae, Streptophyta, Magnoliopsida, Brassicales, Brassicaceae.
AUGUCUGGUCGUGGAAAGGGAGGAAAGGGUUUGGGCAAGGGAGGAGCCAAGAAGGUUCUGAGAGACAACAUCCAAGGGAUUACCAAGCCUGCGAUUCGCAGAUUGGCUCGUAGAGGUGGAGUCAAGCGUAUCAGUGGUUUGAUCUACGAGGAGACACGUGGCGUUCUCAAGAUCUUCUUGGAGAACGUUAUUCGUGACGCUGUGACUUACACCGAGCACGCUAGGAGGAAGACCGUGACUGCUAUGGAUGUUGUCUAUGCUUUGAAGAGGCAAGGCAGGACUCUUUACGGGUUCGGCGGUUAAGUGUUUUUUUUUCAGAUUCGCGUUUGCGUUUCUGGGUUUCGUUAGGCGUGUUGUUACGGAAGUUUCUAAUCAAAUCAUGUUUUCAUUAGCGUUUGCGUUUUUAAUUAUGUUUGGGUACGGUCUGUGUGUUGCGGUAGCGUUUCGUUAUAUGUAAUUACGCCUUUUUAUCUAUGAAG